GCCAGCUAAUUAUGAAAGGGAUAUGAAGUUGAAAGAUAGAGAGAUAAGGCAGUUCCAGUCCACCCAUUACGUUCCCUAUCCUUCUAGCCUUUUCUUCCCCCAUUCGACCUUUUCUCUAUUACUUCGCCGAAUCAGGCAAUCCAGAAUCCAGAAGCAACCACUGUAUCUAGAAGAUUAUUGUUACCAAAUUAUCUUCUCGUUUAGAAUGUUGCACUUUCUUGGCGGGAGAUUUGAGCGGGUUUUCUCCCUCGUCAAAAUUUGCCGCCAUCAUCUCAUGCCAUAUAUAACAGCAACCCCUCUUAUAUAUGGUUGGUUUGGUGGGCAGUAUUCUUCUUUGACAUUAUUCUCUACAGUCCAGUCUCAGCCGCAUCAGCCACAAGGAAUCUUUGCAUCUGGAAAAGCCUCAACGAGCAAGGAAAGGAGCGAGUCCAUUGAUGCAUUACUCCAUCUGUUCUGGCACUUAAGAAGAUAAACUCGAAUGGUGAACGAGAGCUUUGAAAAUUUCUUGCAGCCAGGGUACAAUUCUUGAUCAGCAUCCUGCAAUUGCUAGGGAGUUUGGAAAGCUGAUUUGAUGAGAGGCGAAUAACUUACCAGAUUCACGACCAAAUCGUUUGCGGGACUAAACGAUCCAAUUGGGAGCCUUCCUUUGAGAUGGAUUUUGUGCGAGAGAUUCUUCAAGCCGAAACUGGAAGAGAAGCCUAGGAGAGAGACUGAUUCGAUGAGGUAGAAAUUGCUCUAUGGAAUUAAGCAGUUGAUUCCCGCGCGCGAUUGGGAUUCGGCCUUAUUCCCGCGCUAUAUCUAUUCCCAUGAGUUCCACCGUUUCGUUUUUGGAGUUGGACAGGAAGAGUUUUCUUCCUUUAUUAUUGGUAAAUUAAAAUUGAGAAUAAGUUUGAUGGGGAAGCCCAUAUACGUAGGGUCUUCAUUAUAGCUUAAAUUAAUCUUUUUUUGUAAAUGCACAUCAAGAAAUUAAAACUUCAAAGUAUGCAACGUGUAUAUGCAAUUAAAUUGUUUUGCAUUAAUUAAUUGGUAGAUUACAUUUAAUUAUCAUGUAUUUAACUUUUCCCAACAUUAUUAGUUUAAAUGUAGCUUAAAAUGGAG
Linum tenue is the source of this 1098-nucleotide messenger RNA. NCBI's taxonomy places the organism in Eukaryota, Viridiplantae, Streptophyta, Magnoliopsida, Malpighiales, Linaceae. The record is from the annotation of a GenBank genome assembly.